Mytilinidion resinicola is the source of this 1497-nucleotide messenger RNA. RefSeq lists its product as uncharacterized. Lineage: Eukaryota; Fungi; Ascomycota; Dothideomycetes; Mytilinidiales; Mytilinidiaceae. The record is from RefSeq and is a predicted model, not a curated record. The transcript has 7 exons. The coding region runs from base 1 to 1497 and encodes 498 amino acids.
AUGCAUGGCCAAAACUGGGGUCCGACUGGGGUUCCAAACUCAGAUAGAGCGGCAUUGGAGGUCAAUGUCAAGGAAAUGGAUGCCCCCUACAACUCGCUAUUCCAUCACGAGCAAGAGUUACGUAGGCUAGCAGAGACAAACCCAGACUACAAGGCCGUGGUCUGUCCCCUGAUCACUUUCCUGGAACAACAUUACCGAAUGGAAUAUGACGAAGCAGAGGAUACCUUCAACCAAGGCCUUGUGUCAGCUCUACAUCUUGGAAAGCUGUUUAAACCGAGCGAUAUCGUGGUUGCUCGCCAUCCACAGACUGGAGUUGUCUCUGUAUCGCUCCGUGGCUGGUGCUGGGGGAAUGAUGGAAAGCAGUUAUUGAGAGUUCCCUGGAUCAGUACUGUCGAGAUGCCACCCGGUGCCGAAGCAACCCAAGUGGUACCCAUAGCAAAACUCACCAUUUAUCCAUUUCGGUUUGCUUCACCGGAAGAUCAGCAACAGCUCAGGUGGCGGGGGAAGAAGUACUGGCGCGCGAGAGAGAGCUAUUACUCCGAAUACACGGGACGGGAUGCUGAUGGUCAGCGUUCCUACGCUCGAUCAAGGUUGAUGGUUGAUGUUUCAACAUACUACCAAGAGCAUGGAAUCGGAUUUGCCGCGGACCACGAAUUCGAUGAUGAUGAUCCUUUCACGUUCAAUGCACAAGGCAAGAGCAGGGCCCAGUUUGGACAUGACACUAGGCCUCUGUCUAUAUUACUCUUUGAGACGGAGAUCGACCCCCAAAUGCUCUUGGUGCUUCCACCUACGAUAGUGGGGUUUGACAUGGAAGAGAAGUCUUGGGUUUGGCUCUACGUCCACAAUCUCGCGGACGUCAUUUGGAACUGCGAUGCCUUUGACUGGCUAGUUAUUGGCGCGGAACGUAAAGAGCUCAUACGUUCUUUAAUUUCAACCCGCGCAACAAAUGGCGCUUGUUUUCUGGACUUCGUCGCGGGAAAGGGGGAGGGUUUGACCAUGCUCUUCCAUGGGCCCCCAGGAACUGUUCUCUUGCUCGACGAAGCUGAUGUCUUUCUGGACCAGAGAACAGGGGCGGACUUGCGAAGAGACUCUCUAGUUUCGGUCUUCCUACAUGCCCUCGAAUAUUAUAAUGGCAUUAUAAUUCUCACCACAAACCGAGUUGGAUCGCGGCAACUCUGGUCCAAUUUGCUUGAGAGAUUUAAGUCCCUGGGCGAGUUUGCUGACUACGACGAAAUUUUCAAUCAUCUUGAUGAACUAGCCAGCGAGGAGCUCAACGGCAGGCAAAUUCGGAAUGCGUUGACUGCCGCCAUUCGGAUUGCGAAAUCCAGAAUGACACGGACCCGUUAUGUGCAUCUGAAAGGUGUGAUACAGAGUACCAGUUCGUUUGACCAAUACCUGAAUAUCGGACCUCAGGACACAGGGCCUUCGAUGCUUGCUCAAAUCUCUCGUGCGAUCGAGGUGCACAACCACGACAUAUCGGAGGACAAGAAUCUGUGA